UACAACGUUCUUCUUCCCAUGUUUUCCCACUGUCGAUUUCUCGGCAUAACGAGGUAAGCCAUUGCUUUACAUCAUCAUCCUUCAGGGCCUCUCCCAUUUUUUCAGCCAUUUUAGUGGGUAUUUUUAGAGUGAGGAAAGCCUGCUAUUAAAUUUAAAAUUGCAACAUACCAUAACAAAAGCCUUAUGAGAAGUUGCAGAUUUGCUAAGCUGCAGCUAUAUCGCAGCAACACUCUGUUGUUUUAAAAAUAUGUAGAAGGCAAAGAAAUACAAGCCCUGGUUAACACCACUCCCCACCAAAACAGUGUAAAGGAUGCAUUUUUCCUGCUACAAUGAUGUUUCAGCAGUGUGUUAUCUCAUCAUGUGAAGAUGCCCCUGGAGACACCAGGAAUUGAACCUGGGUUCUUUUGCAUUACCAGGGGUGGCCAAACUGAGGCUUGGGAGCAGCAUGCAGCUCUUUGAAUUCAUUUUGCAGCUCACCACUCGCUGCUGUGGGCACCCAUGGGCGCCCAAUCGCCACUUGCCACCCACUGCUGCCGCCAACGCGUGUCCACUUGCAGCUCUCAAACACCUGACAUUUACUGUAUGUGGCUCUUCCUUUGAGCAAGUCUUGCCACUGCUGGCAUAUACUCUACUGAGCCUUCGGCCCUUUACAAGCCCUUAUGAUAGAUUACAUUUAUUGUUUGCAUCUUAUUUUUUAAAUUUUAAGUAGUGUACUGUAAUGCAAUGGGAACUUGAGAAUUAGUGAAUGAACCUGAUAGGACAAAAAAACAAGAAAUAGUGUACAAAACAAUGCCAGGUAUUGAUCUACUAUCAUUGUGUUGUGGGAUCUACAGCUUUAUUGUGUGUUUUAAGUGUUUGCUUACUUUCAGUAGGCUCUAUUCAUUGAAAGGAAAUUCAACCAUGAAGUGCUACCUUCUUCGGGAAAUGGAGAGUGUAUGAACCGUGCCAGGAAUGCAACAGCCUUUUCUCAGAGACAAGCUGUGAGCUGCCUCUGUUUAAAUGGAAACCACUUCUGAGAGAUGGAUAGUCUCUACUGAUGUAGACUUUGCAUAGCAGCUGUACCAUCUCAGGAGACUGCAAUGAGUGGAGGAGGGGAACAGCCAGAUAUCCUUGGUGUGGGAAUAUUGGUCAAAGAAAGAUGGAAAGUGCUGAAAAAGAUUGGAGGUGGAGGUUUUGGCGAAAUAUACGAUGCUGUGGACAUGCUUACCCGAGAGAACGUUGCACUAAAAGUCGAGUCAGCUCAGCAACCAAAGCAAGUUCUUAAAAUGGAAGUAGCUGUUUUGAAAAAGCUGCAAGGGAAGGAUCAUGUCUGUAAGUUUGUUGGCUGUGGAAGGAAUGACAGAUUUAACUAUGUGGUCAUGCAAUUGCAGGGCCGGAACUUGGCAGAUCUGCGUCGAAGCCAGACUAGGGGGACCUUCUCAAUUAGUACUACUUUAUGCCUUGGCAAGCAAAUUCUGGAAUCUAUUGAAAGCAUUCAUUCUGUGGGUUUUUUACACAGAGAUAUUAAACCAUCCAACUUUGCUAUGGGACGCUUUCCAAGCACCUGGAGGAAGUGUUACAUGUUGGAUUUUGGCUUGGCACGUCAGUUUACAAAUUCAUGCGGGGAUGUCAGACCACCCCGAGCUGUUGCUGGUUUUAGAGGGACAGUGCGAUAUGCAUCAGUCAAUGCUCAUAGGAACAGAGAAAUGGGACGUCAUGAUGACCUCUGGUCAUUGUUUUACAUGUUGGUAGAAUUUGUGGUUGGACAACUGCCCUGGAGGAAAAUUAAAGACAAGGAGCAAGUGGGCUCCAUAAAAGAGAGAUAUGACCACCGGUUGAUGCUAAAACAUCUCCCUCAGGAAUUUAACAUCUUUCUGGAUCACAUUUCUACUUUAGAUUAUUUUACCAAACCUGAUUACCAGCUUCUCAUGUCCGUCUUUGACAACAGCAUGAAGACUUUUGGAGUGAAUGAGAGUGACCUAUUUGACUGGGAAAAGAGUGGAGCUGAUGGUUUUCUGACUACCACCACCACUUCAGCUACUCCUCAGCUGCACACUCGACUGACACCAGCUGCCAUAGGAAUUGCUAAUGCCACACCAAUACCAGGAGAUUUGUUGCGAGAGAAUACAGAUGAAGUGUUUCCAGAUGAGCAGCUUAGUGAUGGUGAGAAUGGUAUUCCUGUUGGAAUCUCUCCAGAAAAGUUACCAGAAUCUCCUGGACAUCGUCCUCAGGAAAAGGAUGUGUGGGAAGAAAUGGAUGCAAACAGAAAUAAAAUAAAACUAGGUGUCCAUAAAGCUGCUACAGAAGAGGAAAACAGCCAUGGGCCAGUUAAUGGCAUGCUUAAUGCCCCAAGCCUUGGUUCGCCAAUUAGAGUCCGCUCAGAGACCACACAGCCAGAUCGGGAUGUCCCUCUAGUGCGGAAGCUACGAUCAAUUCACAGUUUUGAGCUGGAGAAACGCCUGAUGUUGGAGUCAAAGCCAGAUACUGAUAAAUUUCUGGAAAUCUGCAUGGAGAAGAAGAAGAGGGAGCUGAAUGCUGGCAUUGAAUCUGCUGUUGCAGCUUCACAGAAAACACCUGUGCCUGCUGCUUCCUCCUGUCAUGAGCAUAUUUGGCACUAUGAUGAAGAAUAUUUACCUGAAGCUUCCAAACCUGUUUCUGGAAGCUCUCCAGAACAGGGUGAUGGUGGUGUUAGCAAUGGAUAUGUAGCUGUCCACUUGAGCUCCUGCCAUCAGGAAGUUGACUCAAAGGAAUGGGUGAUAGUCGAUAAGGAACGAGACCUUCAGGAUUUCAGAACUAAUGUAGUUGUGGGACAUAAAACAACUGGAAGUCCUUCUGAUGAGGAGCCGGAGGUACUUCAAGUCCUUGAGGAAUCCCCACAGGACGAUAACUUUAAAGUUCAUACCGAGAAUGUAGCUGUGGGAGCCGCCUUGGAUCUAGGUGUUGAGUGUUGUGGCAUUGCAACUUCUGAACCUUAUACAGAUCAACUAGAACUUCCAGUUGGAACAGCUGGCCAUCUUCUUGCCAUCACACCUACAAGCCUAAUGGAGGCCCAAGCAGAAGGGGCACUUACUCCAGUUACAAUACCCAGACCAUCAAUGGCAUCCACACAGUCUGCUUCUGAGAGUCUUCAUUAUGGUCAGCAGCUAGACAAGAAAGACCGGUUUAAAGAACAUGUAGAACUUUCCUCUCCUAAGGAAAACCUACCUGGCUCAGUGGUAGCAAAUGAUGCACUAAUUCUUAGUGGCAGUAGAACAGAUUUAGUCCUCAAAUUAGACCAUAAACUGGAAACUCAUGCAAAAGAAAGCUAUGUUGAAGAAAAUGUUGGAAUCCAAGAUCAUAACCAGGCAAAACUACUUGACCAACACAUGAAAAAGCAAGAAGAGGGAGAACUUGUGAAUCACUUUGAAGUAGAAGACAAGCAACAUUCCAUUCCUUGUGAAGAUGCAAUUGAAAUAGAGACUAAAGGAUCAUGUUUAACAGCUCCAGGAAACACAGAAUCUUUGUUGGAUGGCCCUCAAGCCCUUACAGAACCAGAAGAACUGAGACCAGUGAUUUCCUGCUCACUGCCAAUUCAGGAUGUAAAACAGGAGUUACUGAAGCAGUCAGCAGCUGAAACAUCAGAUGUUUCUUUGUCAAGAAGUACUGACCCAUUUGCUCAUAAACAGGAAAAUCAAGUAGCAACAGAGCAAGGAAAUGGUUUCCAUGUUGAUGGUGGAGAUAUUGAUCAUGCUGAAGAACUGAAGUGCCAACAAGUGAAUGUUGCCACCUGUUUGCACCAAGAGGUGAAAGAAGAGGAAAAUAUUCAAAGAAAUGGUGAACUGUUCCAUUCCAUUUCAGAGAAUGAGAAUUCUAAUCAGUCUAAAAAGGAGUUAGCUAGGUUACCAUUUGUGGCUAGACAGAGUCGCAUUCCAGUUUUAGCGCAAGAGAUAGACUCCUUAUCUGAGACUUCUGCUGUUUCAGCAAAGGAAAAGCUGCUUCUGAAAAAGGCCCACCAAACAGACCUGGUUAGGCUACUGGUAGAAAAGAGACAGCUCAAAUCUUUCCUUGGUGACCUCUCAAGUGCCUCUGACAAGUCACUGAAAGAAAAGGCUGCUGGUCCCAUACCACUUUCUGAAGAUGUGUUGUCUUCCUUUUCCAAGCUAACAUUGGACACUCAUUUACAUAACCAGGUGGAGGAGAGCUUUUUGUCACCAAGCAGUCCCCAGUCCAGAAAGAGCAAAAUUCCAAGACCAGUAUCUUGGACUACCACAGAUCAUGUUAGCAGUUCAAACUCUGCUCAAUUUUUUCCUCGACCACCACCCGGAAGACCUCCAACAAGGCCUGGAGUAGAAGCCAGGUUGCGCAGGUACAAAGUGUUAGGAAGUAGCAGCUCUGAUUCAGACCUGAUCUCUCGUCUGGCUCAAAUCCUUCAGAAUGGAUCUCAAAAGCCACGGAGCUCUUCUCAGUGUAAGAGUCCAGGAUCUCCGCAUAGUCCCAAAACACCACCCAAAAGCCCAGUCAUCCCUAGACGCAGUCCCAGUGCCUCCCCUAGAAGCUCGUCUUUGCCCCGUACUGCCAGCUCCUCACCAUCUCGGAGUGGGCGACCCCACCAUGACCAGAGGAGUUCGUCUCCACAUCUUGGAAGGAGUAAGUCACCUCCUAGUCUUUCAGGUUCUUCAUCAUCCAGGAGAUCCUGCCAACAAGAGCACUGCUACAACAAGUCUAGCAAGAAUGGUCUGAAAGGAUCUAGUGGCUCUUGCCAUCACUCCUCUAACAUUAAAUCUCCCACAGGGAAGAGCAAAUCAGCCAGUAAACUUAGCAGAUAGGAACUGAAUCUUAUCAGGUGUCAAACCCCUCCUUAAACUGAUGCAUGUCGUGUCUGUGUACUGUAUAUUUAAACAAAGAAAACAUCUUCAAAAAAAUCAGUGUUCAUCCUGACUUUAAAAAAACAACAACUCUAAGAGAAAUUAUUGAUAAGGCCCACUUUAUAUGAGUGGCCAGGCAUUGCCUAAGAACAGGCAGCAAGCAGAUAAGGGAGGCUAGAGGGCAGGGAUGGAGCAUCCAGAAAGUCCAAGGUGUGUGAAAGAUUCAGAACAAACAUUGUCUUGGAGGUGAGUGCUUUUCAUAAGUUUUUAGCUUUUUAUUUUCUAAGAAAACACGGCCUACUUUAGCCCAUUUCUUGAGGAAAGUUAUAAAACCUGAAACAACUUCAGUUUCAUUAUGACACCAUUAUGUCUGAGGUACUGCUCGGCUGUGUGUUUGUAGAGCUUUUAGAAAGCACAUUAUUUGGAACAGCAAUAUUCCUAAAUGUCUCUUUUUCAGUGUUGGGCUUCACACAUUGUUUUCAAGUUGCUCACUGCCCAUGUCCCUUCAUGGCUUAUACUUCUCCCCUUAAAGCAACAACAACAAAUCAACUUCCAUGCUGCACUUCUUAUAAUACUUUAUACUUAAUACGAGCUGCAUCUUUAUGGAGACUGCAUAUUAGUCCACUGUAAAUGUAAAAAUAUUUAUGUAAUUGCUCAUGGGAUUUCGGGCAUGAAUUUUAAAGAGUUUCAGGAAAGGAUUGUUGUGUACAGUGUUCACAGAUCCUGAACAUUCUGCUAGCUGCUGUUCAGAUCAUAAUCAUUGGACAGCUUGAUCACUUACCUAUAUGUUGUUUUCUGGAGCCAAGGUUUUUUCCUCAAGAUUUCCAUCUUAUAGUACAUGAAGGGUCUGGAGAUAAUGAUCACGGCAUGAGAGGAAGAAAAACUGAAGAGUUUGGACUUUAGAACAUCCCUAUAUAUACAAAGAUUUGUUAGAGUGCAAUAGCUUCUCAGGGUACAAAAAGAGAGCCACUGUUAAAGCUGACCAGAAUUCACCCAUUUGGGGUGAGGUGCUUAGUCCAUUUAACUUUAUUCACAAUGUCCCUCUCCAGUGUAAUCAUACUGAAGAAGGGCAGAAAUGUUUGCACACUUAGACCUCUUACUUGAGAAUUUAACCUAAAUCUAGAAGAAAGAUGAAGCUUUAAUCUUCAAAAAUGACUGCAGAACCUGUAUGUGUAGUUUAGAAAGAACCAAUGGUUCCUUUAUUUUGUUUAGAAUCUUGGAGAUACUACUUGACAGUGAAUCUAAUAGGGUGCAAUCACAAGGCUGUUUCUCAUAUCUUAAUGUCCCUAAUUUUAUAUUGUAUGGAAAGAAUAUGUGUAAGUGCCCAUUUCCCAAUAUAUGGCUACAGAACAUCUGAUAAGGCAGUCCUACAUGUAUAUCUAGCAGGUGGAAGCCAGGUCCUUUAUAAGUUUCCCUAUAAUGCAAGUGUAAAUAUUUCCAUACGCAAAAGAAUUAUUGUGCUUAGGGACAUAAAGCAUGGAGAACAGCACACAGAAAAUCCAUGCUUAAGGCUUGUCUUUCAUUUCCCUGAAGUGUUAGUCUCUGAAUAAGGUGAAUGGCUUCUAGUUUUCUCAAUCUUUUUUAAUGGUGUGACACUUAGAGGAAUAACUUCCCUUAGUAGAUUUUGAAAUCAAUGUUAGGUUGGAAGAGUAAAACAAGAAUGUUUUAAAAUGGAUACAGCCAGUUUUCUCAAUGGACACUUAUUCUAGAGAACAAUUAAUAUGGGGGAACUUUGGAAAUUAUUGAUCUGCUUGCUGUAGUCAUAUGCCUGUAACCAGCAUAAAUUAUUUUUAACUUUGUUUUAUUUAACUUAAUUUGCUGCCAAAAUAGUAUCUUUGGAUGGAAAAGGGAAUAUUUUCUCUCUGAGCUAACACAUUUCUAAUGCUGCAUUGAAGCUGCACUGAAUUUCUCUUGUUCUGUGAGAACGUGUUGGAAUUUUAAAACUUUUAAAUGUGUGUUUUGUUUCCCAUAAGUAAUGUAGCACAGUGUGGAACCAUAGCCUCAUUCAGGUUUCAGGCACUACAGAGAAAUGCAAUAGUGAGAGCAUACUGCUGUUUCUUGAGAAACUGUAUGAUUUAAAAUACCUAUUCCAUUGUAUUAUAUUGUAUAAUAGGUGCUAUACCAAUAAUUGCAUGUUCUCAUGGUAAAAAUAUAAAUAUUUAUAAAUAUAUAUACAUAUGCUUCUAUAUGCUUGCCUAAUUCUCUCAUUUCCAUUUGUAACAUUACAGACCACAGACAAUACAGUGCUCUUUCAGUUGUGUGCCUGAAUUAAAUACCUUUAGCCUUGCUGCUCCCAUUUCCUGGCAUGCACAAAGCUGAAUAUUCUUCAUGCCACCAUUCAGGACACAAGGGUUGCUGAUUGCCUCUGCAACUUAGUGUUUAGUAUCAGCUUUGCCACUUCAGAAUUGCUGAAUGAAAUGAAAAGAAUUGGAGAAAUCAUAUAUUUGAUGGCCAAGUAGGAUGUAUGUACUUGAUUUUGUCCAUACAUCAUUUCAUCCCAUCUUGAUAUAAUUUCACAUUUAAUUGUUCCCCAUGAUACUGAGCACUAAGUAAUAAUAAAUAGAUCACUAUGAUAUAAAGAAGACUAGAUUUCCUUUUUAUCUUUGCCUUGUCUAGUCUCUCUCUUUCCCUUUCCUGACUGCUUUGAGAAACUACUUAGGCGUCUGAUUUUUUCCCCGAGGCUGCAAUGCAACCGUUCUGCUUUUCUCAUAUUAUCAAAUUUACCUGCAAGUAAGUAAGUUAUUCCAGUAGAGUGCUUGGAAUAUUCUCCCUAACUAGUUCCCUUUUGAAAUAGUAUGUGUUUCCAGGGUGAUUUUACCUGAACCAAACAUAUGAUAGAGGUAUAUUAUUUAGGGGUAACUGCCUUGAAAUUGUAAAGCUCUAUGAAUUCUUCAUAUUCAUAUUUCUCUGAGGCAUUUAAGGGUAUCAUUUCAUCUGGCUUCUAAUGUCCAGAAAACACUUUACUUCUUUUCUUAUAACCUUUUCAAACUACUUGCAAUAUCUUCAGUUUUUGUAUUCAGAAGAGCCCCAGAGGAAGUUCACAACAUGUCCAGAGCAUCAGUGUUAUAAAAACAGUUCCCCAUUUCAUGUAAAGUGAUGCCUAUCCCAAAGAUUUAUUUUCAUGCUUUGCUGUCAGGGACAGAAUGUAGCUAUCCUAUGCAUUGACUUAACAAGAAUGUAAAAAUACUGUCAUCCAUUCCUUUUACAUCUGGUAUAUGUAUUCUGAAAUUAAUGUUCAAACUACUUUCUGUUGAAAUGCACUUGUAUUUCUUUCCCUAUUGUACAAAGGUAGAGACAUGCACCAGACUAGGUGACAAUUGUGAAAAGCACUGGUUGAUUGUGUGUGUGUGUGUGUGUGUGAUGCAGUGACUGGAAAAAUGGUUUCUGGGGUUGUCACUCUGUCAAGAGUUACUAAUGAAGCUUUAAAAUAGUAUUCUAUCUUUAAUCAGUGGUUUUGUUUCUCAGUCUGUUACAUUGAUUUUUCCACAACCUUUAACAUCCAAAAAUGAACCAAAAAGGUAUUGUGAAUUAAUCUUGAUUAAAAUAACUUGAGCUACAUAGUGCUCAAGCAAAUUGUAAUUUCAUGGGAUUGAUAAGAAUGCAUCAAUUGAUGUUGAAAAAUGAAUUCCACAUUUGGGCAGACAGAAUUAUUAUGCAUAGUUGGAGUUGAAUCAGAAUAAACAUGACUAAAUUCUUAAACAGCUUGAGGCAGGAAGACUUGCACAAUUCUUGUACAGGCUGCAAACAUAAAUAUGAACACUAAGCCAAUGAAACUUGACAGGAACAUCCUGCACCCUUCUUCAGACCUCCUUUUUGCUCCUGAAGAGAAUGCUACUUAACAGUAAUGACAAGGGUAAUAGAUACUCAGUGUAUAUGUUACUGAAACCAUUGCUAUUCUUCUGAAAACUCUUGAUUCCACUUCUCUUUGGGGCCAACUACAUCAUCCUGGAGAUUUGAGUAAAAAUCCAAAAUUGAUCCUUGCUAAACUAUUAGUUGCAGCAUUUCUGCAGUUUUAAAAAGUGUAUAAUUUUGGGACUGCUAUCUUACAGUGUGAAGUUCACACUUUUAAAAAUGUGAUUCCAUAUUGAUGUGGAAUCAUAGAAUUAGGGAGAUAUUGCAGGCAAGCAAUGAGGUCUGCAGGGGUAUUGGAGGAAUGCUAGUCACAAAACCGGCUCUUGCCUCAUGUUACAGGUACAGUGUAACUUUUCUACACGGAAAGGGGAGGCAGCUAGAAACUAUACCCUUUGUAGCAUCUUUGCAGGGUAAACAUAAGCUAAACAGUUCCUUAAUAAUAAUCUUAACUAUAACAAGAAAAUGUUGAACUCUGAAUAUAGCCUUAAAUUCAGGUUACCUUUAAUUGGACAGUGCAAUAAAGUUAUGUGGAAAAGAUUGGAUGUUACCUUUUUGAGGCAGUCUUUGCAGAACCUCUUUUUUGGCAAGUAUAACAUUCUAAUUCUAGCUAUUACUCCUUAUAAUUUGAAAAUUGUAUAUUUCUCUAAUGGCUUCAAACGUAAUUGCUCCCUGAAAUAAAUAUAAGCAAUUCCUGAUUUGUCCACAGUAGUAAUCCCUCCGUAAAACAGUUGCAAAGCUGUUUCCAGAAGGCAAAGGACAUAAUUCUAAUACCAUCACUGUGGUACUGAAUAUAGGCCAAUACUUUAUUUAUCUUGAGAGUAUAAAAUAACUGUGCCUGCAUUUUAAAAUGCAUUCUUUUAAAUUAGCUAACAUAUUUUUGCACAUUUUCUUUUAUUUCAUAAAGUGAACCUUCUACAACUAGUAAAAUUAAUAGUCAUAGGAAAACUAGUCUAUAGCUAAAGGGGACCUCCCCCCACCAACUUGUUUUUAACAGGCUCAGUCAUGCAAAACAUGGAACAGAGCACCACCACCCCUUGUUGAUGCUCAUGAUGAAUCAAGCUAGUGAGCAUUUUGCUGGUAUGUACCACCAUUAUACUACUGUCCUCAAAUCAGUAUACUGCUACGCUUUCUUUUGUAUUCAUGAUCCUUCAUGUUUCACAUUAAAGGCAGCUUCAGUGUUUCAGGCUAUCUGUAAAACAUUGUGCCAUGUUUGCAAAGAGAAUGGAUAAUCUGGAAACCUCCUUUUAGCCAUAGUCUUAGGCAUAUUGUACUGACUGCCCACCCUAGCAGCUUUUCAUUAAUAUAGGAAUGUAGCCAGAGGAUCCCGUGCAAUCCCCAGCUUCCUGCUUUCUGUAUUAGUGUAAAAAUGUAGACUUGGAAGGAGAAUGACUUUAGAAAAGUGUGUGCAGAGGUGCUUAGGGCAUACUCUCAUCUGAAGAUUCUGGGAGUUGCAUCAAUGCAUGGGGUGGGGGUAAUUGAGCAAAUUUCAUCCUCUUUUCCUCUUUCAUUUUUGCUUUCUUUAAGGAUCAGGCGGUAAUUCUUGAGUGACUGGUCCCUUAACUAUUUGAGGGGUGCCUAUAACUUUCUGAAAUGUUAGGAUGGUGCCUAAUCUCUUCCUUUGUCUCAAAGAAAAGGCAAGGAAAUUCAGAAAGCAAGCUUCCAUGUCUUUUGUUGUUGCUUGUGCAAUUUUUUUAUUUUACCAUGUAGUCCUUUCAGUAAAACAGGUUAUUUGGAUGAGUGGGCAUAAGCCUUAAACCAUGUAUGUGGUACACUUAGUAUGAUAAAUUGAUAAAUAUGUGUAUAAACAGAGAUAUGUGUGUAUCAGAGCUUUCUCUGAGUUUUAGCCUUCCAUGUUAGAGGAACUUUCCCCCAUUUGCCCUAUUGUUUUCUAAAAAACAAGCAAAUUGAGCAAGACUGAAUACUAAAAACUCAGAUUACAAGAUCUUUUGCUUGUUUGUGUUGAUUAUAACAUAUUUAUAUAAUUAUAAAUCACAGCAGGCUGUGUGUGUGUGUGUAUGUAUGUAUAUAUGUAUAAAGUAUUAUAUGUUAGUCUUGCUUUUUCAAUUGGUGAAUGCUUCAUUACUUCAUUUAAGCAAUUUUGGUCUCUGUUCUAUCUGUAGUAACGAAGUAUCUAUUAAAAUAAAGGCCAAAUCCCUAGUGCUAGAAAGUCUCUCAAUUAGCUUCUGCAGUUUUAGGCUAGCAGCUUGCUUUUUAUGAGCUCUACUCAGCUUGGUUGUAAAUAACUUAAAGAAAUAGAUUUCUUUCCUUUUGCAAUAACUGGUCGUAAGGACAUGUUUUAUUUAGAAAGUUAAUUGAUAUGAAACAGAGUGCGAAUCUGAGUUGUGAUCCACUCUGUUCUAAUUAAAACCUUCAUACUUCACUGAGUUCAGGAAUUGGGGUAACAGAUCGCAGGUCAUCUUUGAUUAGUACUAAAGAUAGCAGUGCAACCAUGGAGUAUGCUUUAACUUUAGUGCUCAUUAAACAAAAUAGAUUCAUCAGACAUUUAAACAUGUCAAGAUUUAAGAAUUUCAUUCCUUGUAUCUUCGGUGAAAUUGUUACUUCAGAAUUGUUGUGUGUUCCAAAUUUGGAAUUUAUAUUUUCUGCUGGACACUUCUGUGUGAUUUUCUGAGGCCAAAAAAUAUUUUUAAAUGGUGGCAAAUAAAUGAUGAUGGUUGUUCCAACUUGCCAUUUGGCCAUCAGUGGAGGGGGUUGCCACUGGUGGUGACACAAGAGACUGCACUGAAAUUGCUUUGUUGGGUUUGGACAAAACAACAUCCUAUCAUGCCAUGGCUUUUUCCUAAAAUUAUAAAUGGUUUGGGUUUGGACAACACAAUCUACCAUGGCUAGUUACUCAUGAUGGGGUGCCAUGUCAUGGAAACCCAGUUAUUGGGUUGAAUCCAGUUUCAUUCCACAGGUAGGGAGCCACUCAGAAAGCUGUCAGAAAGGGGAGAAGGAACAAUUUUUGUCAGUUCCAUCUUCAUACCUCAGUGCCCACAUUUCCAGGACAUCUUCAACCCUGCAAAGCAUAUUUUCAGGGUGGGCAGUGGGAAGGAAUAAUCACUUCCAGCUUUGUUUUUCCAGUGAAAAGGCUAAAACCUUAUGCUGAAAGGAACUUUUUGGUCCUCAGGAAGUUAAUGCUGGAGUCUACCUAUUGUACUCUCUCGACAUAAUUCCCCAUGGCACUAGCCAAAUUAUUGCCUAUAAAAGGACUUAAGGAAUGAGCCUCAAGAUAGGAAGGUUUAUCAGGAUUUAUCUCAUAAAAUAUGCAAAGAUGCCUUUUAUGAUGUUCACAUAAAGUGUUUUCUCCCAGCUUAUUAUAAUUAUUGCUGUGCUCAGGAAGUUAUUUUCUGCAGCCAAGAAUGUAAAUCACCUUUGUCCAGUCCAGAGCAGAAAUGUAAGUGGCGAACGCACAAAUAUUUCAUUGGGAAUUGUGUGUUGAAUUGAAUGUGUGUUUAAAUAUCAUUUCAGUUUCUGUUUCCAAGAUGCAAAGUACCACUGAAGUCUUCUCAGAUCUGUGGAUCAGGAGAUGUUUCAGUGGGGUUAACUCAUAUGUAGCAGAAUAAAUUCAAUGGUGCCUUGCUCGAUAGCAAGGUGCCUUGUAAAAUGGCAUUUUGCAUAGGUAUUCACAUCCUCCAGAAGAACAGUAUUAUGCAUCUAGGUGGUCCUCCAGCCUCUACUGCCUGCUGUUUCUUAGUGGCCAGAGAGCAUGUUUUUGAAUGUCUCCCUCUAAACAUCUGCUUUCUUACUUAACUAUUAAUGCUUAAUCAUGUUUUAUAUUUGGAUUUUUUCACUAUCACAACAAGGGUACAAAGAUGAAGGAAACAAAAGAUUUGAAACAAGGACCACUGAAGUAGUUUGCUGUUACUAAUAUGAAUCUCUUAAUGCUAAAAAGGGUGAAAUAUUUCAAAAGUAGAAAAAAUGAAAUCCAUUGUUUACGCAGAAACCAUUUUAGCAUCUCAAGUAUGAUGAUGAACUUAGGUAGAAAGUUGUUUGGAAAGGUAAUUAGUAUUGUUAAAUAUUCCAAACCUUUCCCCCAUGCUAGUUUUUCAAACUUUAAAUUAGAUGUUUAUAAGUUUUACUUAGUCAUUCAAGAACAUAAGUUAUUGGCAUAGUGUUUUUGUAAUAGUCAUAUGUACAUAAAAGUGUAGUUAUUUAUUUUACCCAUUUGUAUCAUAUCAAAACUUUGUAAAUGUUUUAAGUUCUGUUUUUCAAAUUAUUUUGUAUUUUAUUUUUAUAAACUGGUUCUAAAUAAAAUCAUUCCGCAUGCAAAUUAUAACUUUGGCUAGAUUUUUCAAUUUAUUCUAUAUGGAACUUAUACCAAAAAUAAUUCCAGAAAUACUGUAAUGCAGAUCAAACAGUGAAAAGUAAUGAAAUGUGUUUAAUAAAAAAUGGAAUUUUGGAGCUGAAAAACACUAAUGCUGAUAUGUGAAA
Varanus komodoensis (Komodo dragon) is the source of this 13106-nucleotide messenger RNA. RefSeq names its product tau tubulin kinase 2 (gene TTBK2). The record is from RefSeq and is a predicted model, not a curated record. Gene Ontology annotation, molecular function: ATP binding; protein serine/threonine kinase activity. Gene Ontology annotation, biological process: cilium assembly; peptidyl-serine phosphorylation; signal transduction. Gene Ontology annotation, cellular component: ciliary basal body; cytoplasm; nucleus. The transcript has 15 exons. Lineage: Eukaryota; Metazoa; Chordata; Lepidosauria; Squamata; Varanidae. The coding region runs from base 1080 to 4784 and encodes 1234 amino acids.